Molecule: messenger RNA, 367 nt
Organism: Lymnaea stagnalis (great pond snail)
Lineage: Eukaryota; Metazoa; Mollusca; Gastropoda; Lymnaeidae
Source: the annotation of a GenBank genome assembly
UGUGAACAUGCAACCCGUCAAGAUACGGCCUCAGAAAAACCUUAUUUAAAACUUCAGUCAUCAUCAAUAUCUCCGUCCUACCUCCAGACCAAAAUGUCUCACUCUCAGGUACAUCCGAGUGGGCCAGCCUCCCUCCCUUGCACUAGUUCACACCUCCCCCUACCAAGUCACACCACUCAGGCAAACAAUGUAUCACCCCAUCCUACCAUCCGACCAAGUCACACCACUCAGGCAAGCAAUGUAUCACCCCAUCCGACCAGCAUUCUAAAAGCCCACAACAUUCCACUGGUCAAAAAGUUUUCAUCUGCAGGGUUAAGCCCAUCCCAACAACGUAUGGCAGUACGAGCAGCCAGCUCCACGGCCGUGC